This is a messenger RNA of Homalodisca vitripennis (glassy-winged sharpshooter), 6923 nucleotides long. RefSeq lists its product as uncharacterized. The transcript has 13 exons. The record is from RefSeq and is a predicted model, not a curated record. Gene Ontology annotation, molecular function: carbonate dehydratase activity; zinc ion binding. The coding region runs from base 199 to 6906 and encodes 2235 amino acids. Gene Ontology annotation, cellular component: cytoplasm. NCBI's taxonomy places the organism in Eukaryota, Metazoa, Arthropoda, Insecta, Hemiptera, Cicadellidae.
UUGGUGGAAUUGUGGUUGAGGUUAAUUUGGAGCUUAAAUUGUUUGUAAAUUCUAAGUAUUUUUACACGAUAUGUACGAGUGAUAUAUUAAAUGAAGAGAUUCAAUUAAAGAGUUACUCAAGUAUUGGCGUGGCUUAUAUCAGAUGCUUAAUUAAAGGUUUAUAAAUCAAAUUAUUCACGUUAUUAAUAACUCCAAGAGAUGUAUUACACAACAUCAAGAAUACAGCAACCAUCUUAUUCCACCCACAAGAAGCAAGUUGCAGCCAUCCAGCGAGUGCAGCAGGCGUCAGACAGAGAUGGAGAGAAGCUGUCUCCUAUUAACUUAUCCAUCAGAGAAGCCACUCUUGUACAGCUACCCCCUCUCAACUGGGCCCACUACUACUCUACCCCCACCUCCAUGUUGGUCCAGAACACAGGAUUUACAGUAAUGAUCCAUGCAAAGUAUGAACAUGAGAUGCCCUACAUAUCUUCAGGGCCGUUGACAGAUAACUACGUCUUCUCACAGAUACACUUCCACUGGGGUGAACACAACGAAACUGGCAGUGGCCAUGCUGUCGAUGGCAUCAGAUAUCCUUUGGAGAUGCAUGUCAUUCAUCUGAAAAAAGACUAUACAACCUUGGGUGAAGCAUUGGAAAGCAAAGAUGGAAUCGCAGUUAUGGUUCAUUUAUUUGCUUUGAGGGAGGAGCGAAACAUACAGCUCGACCAGCUGACAGCAGUCCUUCAGUUCAUCCAGAGAUGCAAAUGUUGUGCUAGAUUGUGUCCUACUCCCCUGUCUGAGAUCGUACACCCAUUCACCAACGACUACUUCCUUUACUGGGGGGCGGUCGGUUCACCCAAGGGGCAAUACCGCAUCCUCUGGUUCAUCAGCCGAAAUGUCCUUCCCAUAUCCGCUCAACAGUUGAAGGAGUUUCGGCAGCUGCACGAUCCGGAGGGUGAAUUACUACUCACAAACUCCAGCAAACCUCAGCCUUUGUCUGGCAGAUCUCUAUUCCUAGUGUCACCAUCAGAGAGGACAAACGUCACAAUGUAUGGUGUCUCCCGUCAGGCUGUGCAGAGCGAGAUUUAUCUAGAGUCAGAUGAGUCCAUCGACAUCAGGAAUGCGGAGUAUAAGUCUCUCGCUGCAUUGGAGGACAACGAGUAUGAGAAUUGUAAAGUGUGUCCAAUUCCUAAACGAACGAAACACGCUGCCAACAUCAAUGUGGGACGUCCUUUUAAAGUCAAUGAGGGUGAUACAUCAGUAGAGGAGUCCUGUAUUGAUUUAGGGAACAGUGCAGAUGACUCAAGAGUAACUGUCAAAACAGAAAUGAAGUAUAAAGAUAACUCUAAAAGGCAGAAAGUUAUCACUAACGUAAACGUUACCACUUGUAAACACAAUUGUAAAGCUAGGUAUUCUCCAUCAGAAGCGGUUUACUCAAUUGUAUCCACCAGAGGAUCUGAACUCCACUUGAAACGUAAGUCCAACUUGGUGAGGCAGGCCGAUCGUUCUGUUGAACAGGCAUGUAUGUUAUUGAGUGGCCGCUCAUCAGUUCAUCCUACUUACAGUGCCCCAUCCCUGACAAGUACAGGAGGUUAUCUGACCGUAAAACAGGAACAUACUAACCUUUCUGGACCACCCAUAACCAACUUCAGCUCGGAAUUGGCUGUAACCAACAGAGAUUCUGAUUUUGUUGUUAAGAAAGAAGGAAAACAAAAACCAUAUAGAGAUCAGAUAAAUACAAUAUAUAAUCCUAAUAUGGAUGAAUACGAAUAUGAAACUAUCCAUGAGGAAAUAUCAAAAAGUGCAAAGAAAGGUAAAAAAGUUACUAUUAAACGAUUUGAAGGACCUGAUGGUAGGUACAAUACAAACAAAAAAAACGGCCAAUAUGAUCCAAUUCGAGACAACUUAUGGACAGAAAAUCAAAAAGCCUCUAUAACUCCUAAGCAAGAUACCUCAGCACAUCACAGCCAAUCAAACACAAAGUUGAAAGGUUGUGACAGAUAUUAUAUGAAUGAAGAGGAAAAAGAAAUUUCACGAGAAGAUACUCAGAGAAAACACUUUUUGGUCCAUCAAAUUCAAAAAACAACCCCAUACUAUAAAGUAGUAGGACAGAUUCCGACUUUGAAAGAGUAUCAACCAGAUGUAGUCCAAAAUUAUCCAAAUUACAAUAAUGACAACAAUAAGAAUAAAUAUACUGGGCAAGCACUUUUAAAAACAGAUGAAAAUGAUUUAAAAACCACUAAGCAACAAAGAGUAAAUGAUCAUAUCAAACCAGCCUACCAAGGAUUUUAUCAGAAUGAAUACUAUACAGAAAAAGAUCAUGUGGAAAAAACAAAAAAGGAAUUAUAUUCCAAAGAAAAUAUUCCUUUUUAUCCUGUGCCUACAUCUCAUGAUACUGGAAACUAUGUACUAAAUCCUCGAAAGGAAAAUAAGAGACCACAGCAAAGAGAAGAUGAAGAUGACCCUCAUUGCAGGGUAAGUUUGGUGGUGCGAACAAUAGUGUCUGAUCACAGGAAGCCAGGGUACAAGAAAAAGGGAAGUAAAAUACCAAAAUAUAUUGUUACUAAAAUAUCACCUGCAGAAAAGAAAAACUACAUUGAACCCACAAAAACUUCUUUAGAUAUUAAACAAUGUUAUGGAGAAAAACAAACACCAGAAGUUAUGGAAAAUGUAUAUUAUGCUAAACCAAUAAAUGAAGAAAAUAAAAAGGAUUCAAACAGUAAUUCUGAAGAUAUACAUAGUCUGCAGAGUUUUAUGGAUGACUAUUAUGAAAAUUACAUGGAAAAAGAGCAUAAAGAGAGCAAAAAAACUCAAGUAGUCAUCAAGAAGCAUCAAAAUGUAAAGAGUAAUAAUACACAACAGCUACAUCCAAAUCUGAAAAGAAAUGGAUCAAAACAGCUUCCUCCAAGUCAAGAUGUGCAGUUACAAAAACCUUUAUCAAACGAAGCAGAAACACAAAAUAAGCUUGUUAAUCCAGAUACAACAGGAAAUUUUGAAAAUGUUACAAAAAAGAAAUCUGGUGCAAUUUACCAUAAAGAAAUUAAAGAUUCAAAUUUGACUCAAAAAAUAAAUGUUUAUCAUGGGAAAAAAGAACCAGAUGAAGAUUUACACAUAAUAGAGAAUACAAUAACAGGGACAGUGGGCAAGAGUCAAUCAACUGAAGUUUUAUUUCAAAGUAAACAGAUUGAAGCUAUUAGUCCUCACAAAAAUGAUACUGAAAAACAAAUUAAUUAUAACUUAGUUAAAAGUAAACAUCCUGAACCACAGAUUUAUGUAAAAGAACCACCUAAUAAAACACAACCAUCAACUGUAAUUUGUCAGAAUAUAAGCUUAGAUCAACAAAUUAAAGGACAAGCUCAAAUUCGACAUAAAGUGGAAUACCAUGAUAAUAAAAUAAUGAAAACAAUUGAUGUGUCAGAAACAAACAACAAUCAAAAGGCACAAGAUAAUGCAUUACAAAAUAACAAACUUCAUGGUGUAGAAGAAACAUAUGAAGAAUCAAGCAAUGAACAGUCAUCAACUUAUUAUAAAUCAAAAAAACAAACUUUUCAACAAUUUCAACCAGUUAUUCAAAGAUACAGCGUAGAUAAUUCAAAUAAUCCUAACAUUAACAAUGUCAACAAAACUGACACUGAGCAAAAUAUACAGGGCACUCUAAAACAUAAUUUAUUAGAACUGAACAAAACUUUAGUUGGAGCUCAAACAAAUUCAACAGAAAGGACAUCACAAGUUAUGGACAGUUCUGGAUUUAGUAAAGUCACAGGAAUACAAAAAUUAACAGAUACUGAAGUUCCUCCCAAAAGUAAACUUGAUUACCAAUGUGAUAAAGAACUAGUAAGCCAUGAGUAUGAUCAAUCGAAUUAUAAUAGGUAUGCAUAUGGAAAACAAAGCUCAAGAAACAACCAUAUUGAACAUUCGAAAUAUAAGAAAAACUUUAAAGGCCAAAAUCAAGAGAUUCCAGAAAAGAGUUCUGAGGAACAUUCAGAUGCAAACAAUUCUUUUCCAAAGUCUUCUAUGCCAAAACAAAUCACUAGGGGAGUAAUUGAAAAUAAAACAUCACCGAGUACUCAGGUUACUGGACAAAAAACUGAUGCUGUAGCUUAUAACCCUAAAAAAGUUCUGGAAAAUAAUCAGAACAAAUGUAACAACAGUGAAUUUGAAUAUGAGGAGACAUUAGAAGAACAAAAUGAAGUUCAUACAACUAAAAAAGUACAAGGAAAAACCAUCACAACUGUUCGUGGGAGGGAUGAAAUGUACAAACUUACCAGUAAAACCACUAGUGAUAAAAAGUUACCAUUACAGGAACCAAUGAUAUUGGAUAAGGUUGAAAUACCUGGACCUCGCUACGUAACUAGAAUUCCUAAACCACCUUUAGUUGAAUAUGAAGCUUAUCCUGUUGAUCCCCAACAACCAUAUGAAAUUAUGACUGAAACUUUAGAAGAAAUAUCAUCAAUAGUUACAACUAAUAAAACAUUUAUGAUGUUUAAAAAAAUAAAUGGGAAAGCAGUAUUAAAUCAACCUUCUGCGAUAGAGUCGAAGCAAGCUGAUACUAGAUCUACGAAAGAUCAAGGGGAAGUAUCUAAACCAAGCAAUAUAUCAAAUAACAGGAGCACUGAUGAAAAAGGUCCUGAGGGUGUACAAGAUGUUAACUACACAAGUAAAGAACAUUUAAGUGAAGAAGAUAAUAGAAAAUUGAUUCAGAGACAACAAAUACAAUCUUCAGACACCGGAACUGUUAUAUCAAAAAAACCAGAGGAAAAGCCAAUCAAUAAUGGGACAGAAAUUCAAAAGCAAGAAAAAGAUAGACAAAUGUCAAAUAAUUUAAAUCAGGCUCCUCCUGACAUUUUUGAGAAAUAUGAAUAUUCAGAAAUAAGUUCAAUAUCCAAACAACAUUAUACAAGUAAAGAAGAAAAGCAAGUGUACAAAAAUUUAGGAUUUAAAGGAAAGAAAAUUGUAUCUAUGCCUGAGAAAGAGAAACAUUCACAACCAUUAACACCUACUGAUAAUAAUUUUCCAGGAGUACAAGAUUCUAAUAGCUAUGACAUUAAUUCAGAAAAAUCGUCAGAAAGAAAAAUAAAAAUAAUUGUUGGUUCAUAUAUGCAACAAAAUUCUUCCCUCAUGCUCCAUGCUUUGACUCCUGGGCACUAUGGAAUAACAGCCAUUAAUCAAGAAGAAUAUAAGGUAGCUCAAGAUAGGAAAAACAAUAAUAAUACUAAUAAAUUUAUUAGUGAAGAAUACUAUGAAAGUGUUAAAGAAGAUGAAAAGACAAAAUCAAAUAAAAAACACUAUGUAGCAUUUAGUGGAUUAAGACAUCCUUCCCAGCCAGGUUCAUCUAAUGAAUACAAAAUUCCAUCAUUUGAAAAACCCAAGGACCCUAUAAAACAAGAACUUAAAUGUCCAGAGAUUGAAAAUGAACCUACAAAAGAUGUAUCAAUGAAUGUGGUUGAACCAGGUCCGUCUGAAGGUGGAGGCAUGUUUCAAAUUGUGUCAUUAAGUGAAGAGUAUGACUCUAUCAAAAACAAAUCACAAAUGCUUCAUCAACAGUUUGUUCAAAGGGUAUCUCCUCAGCAAGAAGAUCAAAAUUCACCUUUGGUUCAACCCAACAGUAUGCCCAUUGAUAAAAAUGAUGGGGACAUCGUUAUUUACAUCCGACAGCCUCGAACUAAACAAGAACACCUCUCACCGAAAAUAACUGUUGAUAUUAGUGACAACCAUCAGAUGACAGCUGAAGAGUUAAAUGCUCAGAAGGUACAGGUGCAUGAAAUAAAAAAUAGAAAUAAAAAACAGAAAGUAUUAAUACAAUCUAUUAAUCCAAGAAAAUCUAAAAGUGCUGAUGUUUACCGUGCCCCACUUACUGAUUCUUCAGAGGAAGAUGUAAUCACUUCAUCUUCAGAUAGUAAUGAGAAAGUUCUGGAUACCACGCAUUACAAUUUAACUCUAAAGAGUACGACUAAAGUGAACUUAGAAGAAGGUCAGAAUGCUCUAGUGAAGUCCAGGGCUGAGGUAAAGAUCAAACCUUUGAACAAACAGGAAGCUCCAUCUAAGACUUUACUUGAUCAAGAAUUUGCUCAAGAACCAAAAACCAUGGUGGAUGAGUGCUGCUCUGCGUUUAAAAUAACUGAACUGCAUGACUCCAGUUCAACUACCACUUCAUGCUUGAUUGACACAUCGGACUCUAAUGUAGGUGGUGCCAGUGGUAUGAAUUUUUCCCCAAUUAAAAUCAAUAAACAAUCCACAAUCGUUCAAAAAUAUCCAAAUCUUCAGUUUCAUAAUCAAUGGAAUGCUGUAGGCGAUGCACUCUUGGAAAACAAUGGGAAAACAUUGCGAGUAACAUUUCUGAAGAACACAUCACUGCCUUAUCUGCAAGGGGGGCCCCUACUGGGAGACUAUAUCUUUCAUGAGGUUCAUUUCCACUGGGGUAUGAAGGACUGUUGCGGUACUGAACAUGUAAUUGAUGGCCAAAGAUAUGCGGUUGAAGCUCAUUUCUUGUAUUUCAAAAAAGAUUAUGAAAACCUGAAGACAGCUAUGCAAUAUGCAGAUGGCAUCGCUGUUGUGGCUAUAAUUUUGACUGUCGGAGGGCCAGUGAACCCCCACUUUGCUGAGCUAGUGAAGGACAUGCCACUGCUGAGAGAGGCUAAUAGUGGCACAUAUGUGUCUGCCGAGUCCAUCUUCUCUUGGAUUAGACCCACCAUCGACUCUGCCAAAGGCUACUACUGCUACAAAGGCUCCUUGACAAACUCCCCUCAGUAUAUUGACAAUGCCAUCUGGAUGGUGUUUCCUGAACCAGUCCUUUUCUGUUGUCAACAGUCAAGUGAAUUCAGAAAGCUAAAAUCUACUAAGGGUGAUUUACUGAGGAAGAACUACAGACCACCUAAGCCUUUGAAUAACAGAACUGUAUACUAUGUGCCUACAGAUAGAUGUGCUGAUUAAAUUUUAUUUGAGUAUAA